Messenger RNA from Stegastes partitus (bicolor damselfish), 2226 nucleotides. Its product is annotated as RING finger protein 122. Gene Ontology annotation, molecular function: ubiquitin protein ligase activity; zinc ion binding. The transcript is spliced from 7 exons. Gene Ontology annotation, biological process: proteasome-mediated ubiquitin-dependent protein catabolic process. Lineage: Eukaryota; Metazoa; Chordata; Actinopteri; Pomacentridae. The record is from RefSeq and is a predicted model, not a curated record. Gene Ontology annotation, cellular component: endomembrane system. Bases 1029 to 1496 code for a protein of 155 amino acids.
AAACGGCUGGUCACAUGAGCAGAGAUCUGUUUACAAACCCAAGGCAGAGCAAGAGCAAGGGGAGGAAGGGAAAGACGAAUUUGCAGGCACUCUCUGAGCACCAUUAUGGAUUGAAAGAGGAAGAGGGGAAGCCUGCCAUGACAAAGCCAGCUGGAGGUGCAAGGGGCUGAAUGCGACACACGCAGACACACUCUUGCACACACACCGCCUUUGUCUCUGAUUUUUUAUUUUUUUUUUCUCAAUUGAAGCAGCAGAUGGUUAGAGGGAGAGUAGGAUCCCCCCCUACGCACACACACACACAUCCACUGACAGACACACAAACACACCAGCAAAACACCAAACCCAGCUAGAGGACUGUUGUUGACUGCAUGGAGCUGUCCUCACUUUGUUUGGGCUUUGAGGGAAGUACGUCUUUGCCUUCGAUACUGAGGAGGGAUACCAACCUCAAGAUCAGAGGACUGGAGGAGGAGACAACAGAGGAGACGAGAGGGGGAUGAGACUUGUGAAAAUCCUCUGUUAAAAAAGCAGCUUUGGGAGGAAGACAAAGUGCAGAUUAAUGCCAGAUAAUUACCUUUAUUGGGUGCGGACUGUCAUUUUGAACGGUAGAUGUCACUGAAAUUGGCGAAGGGACAACACUGCAGACACAAAGUGGAGUCAAAGAGGCCCCUUUUCUGCUGGAAAUGAGCACAUGAGGUCUCCAGUCCCGGUCCAAACCCCAGUCCCAAAUCUCCCAAUCUUAACACGGAGUGGUUAAUCCAGAUUUGGGAAUGCUGGGCAGCACAGACUGCUGAGCCAACAAAACCACACCUCCUGAGGAUUUGUGGAAUCUGAGCAAAUCUGAAAAUCUUGAUGGUUGUUUUUGCAGGAGCUAACAUAACCCAACAAAAGAGCGAUCCAGCUCAGGGUGACUGAAUCCAGUCUCCAAAACAGAUUCGGUGUCCGAAGCUCCAGCCCACGAGCUUGGCUCGUCUCCAGCCUUCUCCUGACAGGGCCUGAAUUUACUGCUGCUGCCUUGGGAGUCAAAUUUCAUGCAACCAUUCCAAUGGUGUAACGGAUGCCUGUGUGGUUUGGGUUCUCAGCGCUCUGAACACUACUGCAGCAUGACGUCUGACAUCUAUCACCUGCCGCUCAAUGUGUAUGUCAUUGUGCUGGGCAUCGGCCUCUUCGUCUUCAUGCUCAGCCUCAUCUUCUGCUGCUACCUUUUCAGGUUGAAACAACAAGGAACCAGGGAGCAGUUCAGCUACAAUGAGGUGGUGCUGAAGGGGGCAAGCAAGAAACUGAGCCUUCUAGGACAAACCUGUGCAGUGUGUCUGGAGGAAUUCAGGACCCGAGAUGAACUGGGAGUGUGUCCAUGCUCACAUGCAUUUCACAAGAAGUGCCUGCUUAAGUGGCUGGAGAUCCGCAGUGUGUGCCCCAUGUGUAACAAACCCAUCCUCCGGCUCCACACAGACGCUCCCCAGGGUGCUGAGGGUCCCAUGGACCCGGAGGAGGUGUGAGAGAGCUGGGGAAGAAGAAACCGGACUCCCCCAACAGAAAACACACACAUUAAACACUAGAGAUGAUGAACAGCGGUCAUGUUUAAGACAUCUCACAGGAAAUGUUGAUAGUGAUCCCAAGUGGCAGCGUUUGCUGCUGACCUUUGAGCAAUAUGCCUUGGUGGGAAUUGGAUAUUGAUAGCACCAACAUGAUUUGGUCAGAUCAGUCACAGAGAGAGUGGAUGAAUAGGAUCUUUUCAUACAAAUGCUCCUAGUUCUACUUCCAUGUUGCACUGUUCACCAAAAAAAAAAAAAAGACAGGAAAAGGAGCCACAUUAGAGAGCUGGAUAUCAUUGCCACUGUCACUGGACAACUAGUGCAGCACUGCCAGGGACAAACAACACUACAGGCAUUGAGCAGGACAUCAGAAUACAGGAUUAGUAUGGAUACCUCUACUAUCUCAGGGGUGUUACCAAUACAGCCAGCACAAACCAUGCCGAUCACCCUAUAACCCUGUGCCACACAUGCAUCUUCAAAACUGCCAAUGUAGGUGAAGCACUGGAACAAAGACCAGCUGGAUUACAACCGACGAUUUAAGUAGACAAUAUUGUUACCGAUUGUGUCCCAGGCCAUUUUCCUUUUAAAAAGAGACUGAUAGAAAACUAGUCUUGCCUGUAUGUAUUGUAUGUAAACGUCUCCCUAUAUAUUGUUAUUUUGUAUUUUAAAUAAAGCGUCAUGUAAUGUAUUGUAA